Molecule: messenger RNA, 2629 nt
Organism: Pseudo-nitzschia multistriata
Lineage: Eukaryota; Bacillariophyta; Bacillariophyceae; Bacillariales; Bacillariaceae
Source: the annotation of a GenBank genome assembly
GAAACCAACUGUGCGGGAACACCUCACACCAUGACGAUGACUGAAAGUAGUAUUUGUUAAUACAUAAAGAUAGUGCUCGCGAUCCAAAAGGAUAAGGCACGACGCGAUCCCAGGUGGAGAAAACAUCAUCCAUAUCAGUUCUCUUCCUAUCAGCCGACCACGAUAGAUCCCGCGAGAUAGAUUAGGAUUUUUUCCGUUGCCUCGGCGCUAUGGACCCCUCUGAUAGGGACACGAGUGCGGAGGACACUAUAGUGAGCGGAAGCACGCCCCAUCAAGCGAAUCGGGAACAACCCCUGUCCUCGUCUUCACUUUCCCCGUGCACAAGAACGGCGGCAGCAUCCUCACCCUCGCCGUUUUUCUCGCUGCUGCCGCCCCGGCACCCACCCCCCAGAGCCAAGCCGAGACAGCCGGUGCCAGUCGUCACGGACCAAGUAGAAGAUGAGGCCACAACCGUGGCUUCGGCUGGUGGGGGCACAGACGGUAGCGCAGCUAAUCCAGAUCGGACGGCAAUCCAGGACCGGGAACGCCAAGAUCCGAAAGGGUCAACACGUUACGGGCAUAUUCCUGUUGCUGCUGUCGGCAGCUUUGGCAACAAGAGUACCAUCCACAACGAGUACCUCCCAGAAGCAGCGCAAAGCAAGGCAUCGAAUCGGACGGCAAUCCAUGGCCCGAACGGCCAAGAUCCGAACCAAUCUACCUACCACGCAGGCACUCCUGUCCCCGCCGCCGAAAGGUCUAUCAGCAGCAACAAGAAGAAUACUAUCCAGAACGAAUACCAUCGCGAAGCAGCGCAACCGAAGGCGACUAAUCAGAAUUCAUAUAAGGACCCGAGCAGCCAAAUUCCGAAAGAGCCUCCCCAACACGCACAGGGGGAUGCGAGAUCGACAGAUGCAGAUGUAGUCGGUGCUGACCACAAUAACAGCCACGACGAGAAACAGCACGGCAAUAGCGAGAACGUCGUUGCUUGCAAUAAUACCGACGCGAAACAACAGCCGCAGAACGACCCACCCCGACACAACCGUAAGGUCAGUUGGGGUGGGAAAACAAUCGUGAUACCUCAAAACUAUGACGACAAUUUCGCGAACUCGAUACCGGCAUUGUUGUCAGAACAAGUCGUUGGCCACUACAAUAGCGACGAAACGAACAAGGAUAGCGACAGCAAGAAGGCUGUGAUCGCCAAGGCGGCAAUCGAUCUUGUCUCGACCAUCGAAGCGAAGAUGGCCCACGAGGGCAUGGAUGGUUUCGGCACGAUAACAACACCUAGGAUAAGCGAUUCGACGUCUGGAUCGGCAAUCAAGGUAGAAGACCUGGCCAAGCUCCACCCCAUCGAAAGCGAAGCAACCUAUGAAAUUAUCAAAGCGAUCGAAUCGCACGAACAGKAGCAACAACAGGAAGAUCACGGUGAGGAAGAACGCCACAUCGAAGCAAUCGCCAGCGUGUUCAGUGACACCGAGUCGAAACUGCUUGAACACGUCCCGGAAGGAGCAGAAGGGCUAUUCACAAACAAAACGAGGGAUUCGUCUCACCUUUCUUCUGUGGCUGGUAUUUCCACUAGCACGGCCAUGUCAGAAUCCAUCAUAAGCACCGCCAACAACACGAACGCGCACAUUCGACACGAUGGGUUGUCUCCGCCACGACACCGAUCUUACAGCAUCGGCAGCGCGGCGGAGAGUCACGCCGACGUCGAGGGUGCUAACAACCCGAGCAGCCACGGACGGACGCAUACACCGGCUAAUAUAGAUCCAACUAUCUCGUCCACGAUGAGAAGCCCUGCUCGGAGCCAUGCACGCCGACAACCCUACGAAUAUCGCCGAAAGCAACACCGCCGAAAAGAAACCAUGGAAGAAAAGCUCUUUUUUCUGAACCAGGCACUAGAUGCUACGAAUGGCUCGGGACACCACGAAAUAAAUAAAGAAAAAGAAGACGACAAAUCCUUCCCAACAGCGCACCACAGAGCUUCUACUUCGCUGGAUUUGUUCAACCAAAACCUAGCCCGUCUUUUCUCGGGUAUUGAUGUUAGCCCCGCUACCGAACAAGAACUUUUAAGCGAGCAAGAAACCGUUCCGCUCACGAACAAUGUCGUAGAUACGGAUGCACAAGUUCCCAUUCCCCCCGUUGAUUCGGGUCAUUUCUCCAGCACCAGUGAGGACGAGACCCUAGGCAAACCGGUCACAAAAGACGCAUCUAGUCGUGAUAUGACUUUGUCGCAGAAAGAAGCGGUGCCAUUUCAUCAUCAAGCGGCGGCUUCAAAUGAAGACGCAAAUACGUUGCAAAAAGAUUCAUUGCCGAACGAACCAGAUGCAAAAAUAUCGAAGGAAAAGCAUCCGUAUGAAACUUUUUAUGAUGAUAUCGAAUCAGGAACAUUUCGGUCGAACAGAAUAUCAUCGGGCAAUACGGACAAGAGGAAACGGUCCCAACUUGCCAGGUUCUUAAGGAAAAUUGGCUUGGUUAGGGACAUUGAAUUCUUUCUAAAGCCACGCACUUCCUCUUUUGUACUUUAUCUCCAAAAUCUCGCAUGGCUGAUGCUUUUCUCAGCGAUAACCGCUGUGGUACUCUUCUACGGUGUCGGAAAUCCCCCAAUUGAGUACCAGAGGGAUAGAGGACAGAAUCGCACGUGUAGUUAUUUUCC